CUUGGUUACAUCAGUGUGUGUAGUCAGUCACUAGUGUGAGUGUCUCAGUAGUCAGUGUGCCGCGAGUGACUGUGGAGUGCAGCUGACGUCAUGGGACAAGAUGAAGACCUGGAAGGGCUUAUGGGCCACCUAGGAGAGUUCGGCACAUACCAGAUGUUUCAGUUCAGUCUCCACAUACUAGCGGCCAUGACAGCUGGGGUACACAUGCUCUCAUUGGUGACUGUAGCGGCAGUGCCUGACCAUAGAUGCCACAUACCGAGCAUGGACGAAAACGACACAUUGAUCUGGAAUGACACGUUUCACGGGAGAGAGCCUGAGGAGCUGAGCUGGUACAUUCCUCCGGGGACUCACGGGAACUUGGAUAACUGUCGGAUCAUCAACAGGGAUAGUAACAACCAGAGUGAGAUGUGUGAUACGUGGGUGUACGACACUCAAUACUACAAAUCCUCCAGGGGGAUGGAGUGGAAUUUUGUAUGUAGAGACAGAUGGAAAGGAGCUUUGGCCAAAUCUAGUUACAUGUUUGGAGUGUUUGCUGGAGCUGUCACCCUGGGCAGCAUGGCUGACAAGUACGGACGUAAAACAAUCUUCUACAUUUCAGCCAUCAUGCAACUACUUCUGGGUGUUGGAGUAGCUUUCAUAACAGAGUAUUACUUAUUCCUCGCAAUAACAUUCCUGUACGGAAUAUUCGGAUCAGCUGGAUCGUACAUCACAGGAUUUGUUUUGACAAUGGAGAUUGUCGGAGCGUCAAAGCGUACAAUCUGCGGAAUCACGUUUCAAGCGAUGUUCGCAUUCGGAGUGAUGCUGGUGGCCUUUUGGGGUUUCCUUAUAGAAGACAGGGUCUGGCUACAGGUUGUCUAUGGACUACACAGUGUUCUGCUGCUGUUCCAUUGGUGGCUCAUAGAUGAGUCGCCUCGGUGGCUGUGGUCGCAAGGCAGGAUAUCAGAGGCCGUCACCAUUGUGGAGAAGGGCGUCAAGAUGAACGGAGGUGAACAGAUAGACAAGGCACAUUACGUGUCUCGAGGUAAAGUGGUCUCGGACUCAACGGAGGAACACUCCUACAGUGUGCUGGACAUGUUCCGCACACCAAAGCUGCGCAUCAAAUCUCUCAACGUAUGUCUCAACUGGUUCGCCAACAGCCUGGUGUAUUACGGCCUGUCCCUCAACACAGGCAGCCUGGCAGGCAACCCUUACUUCAUCUUGUUCAUCAUGGGUGUCAUUGAGAUGCCGAGUUACGUGAUCUCAGUUCUGUUCCUGGACCGAGCUGGUCGUCGAUGUCUCACUGCUUCCUUCCUACUGUUGGGAGGUUUCGCUUGUCUUAUCACUGCAUUUACUCCUAAAGGGAGUUCAUUAACAACAUCGAUUGUGUUCCUGGGCAAGUUCUGUAUAGCUGGUUCAUUCGCUAUCAUUUACAACUACAGUGCAGAGCUGUUUCCUACAGUUAUACGCAACACUGCGCUCGGCGUGGGCAGUAUGUGCGCUCGAUUCAGCGCUGCACUCACUCCUCUUAUAGCUCUGCUGGACUCGUUUGACCCCCGAGUACCCACAGUGCUGUUUGCUGUGGUAGCGCUGGUGUCAGGGUUCCUGACAACAUUACUGCCAGAGACACUAGACCAGCCGAUGCCUCAGUCUCUAGACGACGGAGAACACUUCGGGGAGGGCGACACUUGCUUUACCACAGGGUGCUUCGGCAGCAACAGGAAGAGAACGCCUGUACCACUCACAGAGAUGAGCUGAACAUGAAAUGAGCUUAGCUGAACCAGUUAUCAAAGUUAAACCUGAAAGGAGGGAAAUCCAGGAAGAAUAAACUCAUUUAUUGAUAAGUAGUGUAAAUAUAGUUAUGUAAGUAGUUCAUACCAACUAAUUUGUAAGGAAUCAAUCAUUGUCUUUAUUGUUAUUAUUUUGUUCUUAUUAUUAUUAUUAUGUACAGUUUAUUCAAGUUAAGAUUAAUGGUGUAAAACAGCCAAUUUGUUUGUACAUAGUCUACUAAAAUAUUGUAACUUACUUUGUAACUGUAAACUAAUUGAUUUAUUGAUCAUUUUAUUAAUUUUAAUUAUGGACUUUCCAUAACCCAAUGUUAACAGAAACGUUAAAUUAUUAUUUAAUAAUAAUUUAUGGUUCUUUGAACUUGUUUAUCAGAGAAUUGUGUACAUUAGUCAUAUGUGGAUUUUUGUGUCUUUUGUGAAAUUGCACUUGUAUUUUGACUUGAGAAGAAAACUACUACCAUUAGUGGUUUUCUACAAAGUUUUUUUUCUGACUCAGCAACAUAUUACUUUAUUUUCAAUGAGUAUUUAGUGCUAAGUCUGUGGUAUAGAAAUGAGUGUGAUAAAAAUAACUAAAGCUUUAACUUAUGCUUUUAUAUCACUUGUGUAAGUCGGUAUACAAUGUUUCUUCCUUCAGUUAACAAUGAAGUACAAACAUUUCAUUUGUUUAAAUCACUUUGUGGGUCACAAUUGUUUGAAUUCAAGCUAAUAGGUAGUCUAUAGGGUCACUUCACCUUUAAUAGUUUGUAACAGCACUAGAGAUUUAUGAUGUAUAUGCAUACCAUGUUACAUUUUAUUACAAUGUUGUAAUAAGGAAUUUUUGUAUUGAUCAAGGAUAAAAUCUUAAUAACAUGUUCACAAUAAUCA
Messenger RNA from Macrosteles quadrilineatus (aster leafhopper), 2627 nucleotides. Its product is annotated as organic cation transporter protein. The transcript has 11 exons. Bases 91 to 1734 code for a protein of 547 amino acids. Lineage: Eukaryota; Metazoa; Arthropoda; Insecta; Hemiptera; Cicadellidae. Gene Ontology annotation, molecular function: transmembrane transporter activity. Gene Ontology annotation, cellular component: membrane. The record is from RefSeq and is a predicted model, not a curated record. Gene Ontology annotation, biological process: transmembrane transport.